This is a messenger RNA of Danio rerio (zebrafish), 934 nucleotides long. The record is from RefSeq and is a predicted model, not a curated record. Lineage: Eukaryota; Metazoa; Chordata; Actinopteri; Cypriniformes; Danionidae.
AAUUCGUGCAACUACUGGUGAACGACUUGCUGAAUCCUGCUCAAACAAGACAAGAACAGGUCCAAACAAAAACUGUAUUGUGGAGCAAUGAAGGUUUAUCAAGGUGUUUUGCUGCUCUUGAGUUGCCAGAUCCUUUACACUCUGGCUUUAGAUUGUACCAUAAUGAAUGGUAACCUGAAGCAGAUUGACGCUGGGUCUGGUUCAGUGGUUGGAGUGAACGAUCUAAAUCAAGCGUUUGUGCUGCAAGAUGAUGUCUUCAAUCUGGUCAGCAGAUCUCUAAAGCACUUCAGUGUUGGUCCUGCUGGUCAGCUGGGGGUUAACAAAACCUACUACAUCUUCAAAUUGAUGAGUGGCAGAUUUGUUGGGUUUCCAGGUCUUCUCAAGCAGGUGGAUGCUGGAGGUGAUCAGAUCAUUGCAGGCGUCAAUAUGAAUGAUGACAUCUUUUGUUUAAACAUGGACGCUAGCAACCAUUGGCCAUCCAGCACCACUCCUUGGGUUACCCUUAAUGGAAAGCUGAAGUAUUACAGCUGUGGCCCUUACAGCUGCUGGGGUGUGAACUCUGAUGACCAUAUCUUUAUCAUGAAGGGUGUGUCCAGUAAUGCCUGUUCUGGGGAUGGGACUUUUGUAAAUAUUCCUGGCCUUUUGUCCAUGAUUGAAGUAGGAACGGAUGGCAGUGUCUUUGGUGUCAACUACGAAGCAAAACUAUUCCAAAGAGUUGGUGUGAGUCGGUCUAACCCUGCUGGCACAGACUGGAUCUCAAUGAUUGCCUGUCCCAAUGGUCACAAACACGUUUCCUUUGACCUGGGAGUGCUGUGGGUUGUCUGUGUUGAUGGCUCCAUCCGUAAAUGUACUCUAUAAUCUGAAUCAUCAGAAACUCCUUCAUUAAUGAAAACCCUAAAGAAAUCAUUAACAGACAAAUAAAAGCUUAAUCUUA